Messenger RNA from Marmota flaviventris (yellow-bellied marmot), 588 nucleotides. Lineage: Eukaryota; Metazoa; Chordata; Mammalia; Rodentia; Sciuridae. The record is from RefSeq and is a predicted model, not a curated record.
ACCACCUGGAAACAACUGUGCUUAUUAAAGUCUUUGUAGAGCUUUCAAAGUGCUCUCGACCAUUUUUGGACCCGAGUUCUCUGCAGGAAUUUCCAGGCUCAAGCCAAAAUGAAGUUCAAUCCUUUUGUGACUUCUGACCGAAGCAAGAACCGCAAAAGGCAUUUCAAUGCACCUUCACACAUUCGCAGGAAGAUUAUGUCUUCCCCUCUUUCCAAAGAGCUGAGACAAAAGUACAAUGUUCGAUCUAUGCCCAUCCGAAAGGAUGAUGAAGUUCAGGUUGUUCGAGGACAUUAUAAAGGUCAGCAGAUUGGCAAAGUCGUCCAAGUUUACCGGAAGAAAUAUGUCAUCUAUAUUGAACGGGUUCAGCGGGAAAAGGCUAAUGGCACAACUGUCCAUGUGGGCAUUCACCCCAGCAAGGUGGUUAUCACCAGGCUAAAAUUGGACAAAGACCGCAAAAAGAUCCUGGAACGGAAGGCCAAGUCUCGCCAAGUAGGAAAGGAAAAGGGCAAAUAUAAAGAAGAAACAAUUGAGAAGAUGCAGGAAUAAAAUAACCAUAUUUACAAUUUGCAUUAAAAACGCUAAAAUGAA